Molecule: messenger RNA, 579 nt
Organism: Symbiodinium necroappetens
Lineage: Eukaryota; Dinophyceae; Suessiales; Symbiodiniaceae
Source: the annotation of a GenBank genome assembly
AUGGACAAGCGAUUGGAUGCGACGGGGGUCGAUCUGAUCUUCGCCGACAAUCGCGUGAAGCCUCGGGGGCAGAAUCGCAUCGACUUCCUCCAGUUCGAAUCCGCCUUGGAGCUGCUCGCGGAGAAGAAGGGGGUGGCGAAAGCGGAUAUUCGGAAGGACAUGGUCCUUCAGGGGGGGCCAAAGGUUGCGAAGAGCACCUCGGUGCCUGUCAUCCCCGCGAACCGGAAGCCCAAGGAGAACCUCCGACAGAUCAGCCAGAAGCGCAUCCUGUCCAUCAUCAAGCGCCCGGCCAACGAGCCCAAGGGCCAGGAGACGUGGCGGAAGGACGUGAACAACAAGGAGCUCUGGAAGGUCUUUGGCCUGGACAAUGCAGCCGGCCGGACCUUAAAGCGCAUUUACAGCGGCACCGAGGUGGGAGCCGUGUCCCCAGUGAACGCGCAGCGAUCUCUCCGUCGGACGCCCUCGGCGGAGAUGAUGAUGGUGGGCAAGGCGCAGUCCGACGGCCUCGUACUUGGGCCGAAGGGCGCGUUUAGCCUCGAGGGCUACCGGCUGCCCACGCCGGUGUCUUACGCAUCCUAG